Pseudomyrmex gracilis is the source of this 1491-nucleotide messenger RNA. Its product is annotated as fatty acid synthase-like. Gene Ontology annotation, biological process: fatty acid biosynthetic process. Lineage: Eukaryota; Metazoa; Arthropoda; Insecta; Hymenoptera; Formicidae. The annotation marks the transcript as partial. Gene Ontology annotation, molecular function: 3-oxoacyl-[acyl-carrier-protein] synthase activity; fatty acid synthase activity. The record is from RefSeq and is a predicted model, not a curated record. The transcript has 6 exons.
AUGUGUGAUAUUCAAGCUAAUACAAUUGAUCCAUUACUGAGAAGAUUAUUGGAGCAAACUUUCGAAGCAAUUGUCGACGCAGGUAUCAAUCCAAUGACACUACGAAAACAAAAUAUUGCUACGAUCUUAGGACUAACUUUUGUUGAGUCGCAAAAGGAACUUUUAUAUCGAGACUUGCAGGUCAAUGGUGUGAAUCUUAUUAACUCUUGUAAAGCUUCAAUAGCAAACUUCAUUUCUUAUUGGCUGGAUUUGAAAGGACCAUCUAAUGUAGUUGAUUCAGCUUGUAGUUCUAGUCUUUAUGCUAUAGCAGUUGCAUUUAAUUACAUUUUAUCUGGUAGAUGCGAGGAGGCUAUUGUUGCCGCUGGAAAUUUGUGUCUAAAUCUGACAAUGAAUGUACAAUUUUUUCGCCUUGGUGUUUUGUCAUCAACAAAUUAUUGUAGACCCUUUGAUGUAAACGCAAAUGGUUAUACACGUAGUGAAUCAAUAUCGGUAUUAUAUCUUCAAAAGGCAAAAAACGCGAAAAGAAUUUAUGCUUUAUGCAAACAUAUAAAACUGAACAGUGACGGAUUUAAACAGGAAGGAAUAACGUACCCAUCGGAAUGUAUGCAAACACAGUUAUUAACUGACUUUUAUACAGAAUGCGGGAUAUUGCCAACUAAUGUGGAAUACGUUGAAGCACACGGUACCGGUACGAAAGCUGGUGAUCCGGCCGAACUUAGUGCUCUCUCUAAUGUUUUUUGCAAAAACAGAAAAAAUCCGUUAUUAAUCGGAUCCAUAAAAUCCAAUCUUGGUCAUACCGAAGCAGCCAGCGGUAUGAAUCAGAUAGUCAAGGCGAUAAUCGCAAUGGAAACUGGCUUUAUUCCACCAACGAUCAACUUUACAUCACCACGACAGGAAAUAGAAUCUCUCAGAAAUGGAACUAUACGUGUUGUUACGGAAUCAACGCGUCUUACAAACGGUUACAUAGGCAUAAACUCGUUCGGAUUUGGAGGAGCCAAUAGUCACUUAUUAUUAAAAUGGAAUCCUAAAAGAAAGAUUACUAACGGUCUACCAAAUGAUGACUUGCCGAGACUUGUUACUAUCUCUGGGCGCACCGAAGAAUCAGUGCAGUCGUUUUUGAAAGAUAUCGCAAAUUAUCAGUUAGACGUGGAGUAUAUUCGUUUACUCCAUGACAUUUAUGCUUAUAAUAUAGACGGUCAUCCAUGGAGAGGAUAUAUUGUACUGAAUAAAAUGCAACAGUGUUUGAUAAAAGAAAUUCAGGCUUAUAGAAACGAUCAAAAAUCUAUUUGGUUUAUAUUUUCUGGAGUGGGCUCUCAAUGGUUUGAACUAGGUCAACAUUUACUAAAAUUUUCCAUCUUCGCACGUAGUAUGGAAAUAUGUGAUAAUGUUUUAAAACAAUAUAAUAUAAGCGUAACUUCCAUUACGACAAUGAUAGACGAAAAGAUGGACAAAAGCCCUUUGAACGCAUUGAUUUGUAUCGUUGCAAUUCAG